Messenger RNA from Pistacia vera, 1232 nucleotides. Its product is annotated as transcription factor MYB4. The transcript has 3 exons. The record is from RefSeq and is a predicted model, not a curated record. NCBI's taxonomy places the organism in Eukaryota, Viridiplantae, Streptophyta, Magnoliopsida, Sapindales, Anacardiaceae. Bases 199 to 1026 code for a protein of 275 amino acids.
UUUCAAUGGUAUGUUUUGGACUUUUUUGUACCACUGCACUAUUACUUGGUGGCUCUUGCUUCUUUUAUAUAUAUAUGGAGUUUCAUGGCCAAACAUUCAUUGUGUUUUGCUUUGAGUUUCUGGGUUCAUCGUUCAAGAGUGAAUACUAAUCAACAAAAGGUUACUUUUCCUCUCCAGUAAAGAGUUAGAAGCUCCAGAAUGGUGAGAGCUCCGUGCUGUGAGAAGAUGGGAUUGAAGAAAGGUCCUUGGACUCCGGAAGAAGAUCAGAUACUCAUCAAUUACAUUCAACUUUAUGGCCAUGGAAACUGGCGAGCGCUUCCCAAACAAGCCGGUUUGUUAAGGUGUGGAAAGAGUUGCAGGCUGCGGUGGACAAAUUACUUAAGACCAGACAUUAAACGAGGAAACUUUAGCAGCGAAGAAGAGGAAACCAUCAUCAAGCUACAUGAAAUGUUAGGAAAUAGAUGGUCGGCAAUUGCAGCAAGAUUACCGGGAAGAACGGACAAUGAAAUAAAAAAUGUAUGGCACACCCACUUGAAAAAGAGACUCAAACAAAACAAAAACCAUUCCACCACCAUGUCCAUGAGCGAUGUUUCCAAGCAUAAUAUUAACCAAGACGCCAAAAAGGAACAAGAACAAGUGAAUAUUAGUAUCCAUGGGAGAUCCGAGAGCACAGAACAUAUUAAUCACCAUGGACCAGUCUCUUCUUCACAAGAGUGUUCGAGUGAAGUUUCGUCCGGGCCUAGUGUUGAUCAUAACAUGAGCAAUAAUAUUAACAACAAAUGCAUGAAGAUGGAGUCGUCUUCAUCAGAUCAAAGUUUGCUUGAAAUAAUAGAUGAGAAUUUCUGGUCUGAAGUGUUGUCAGCUGAUAGUUCAGUGAUGAACGCAGAACUACAAUUUUCAUCGACUCCGGUUGCGGCGGCUACGAUUGAACCACUCAAUAACGGUUGUAAUAUGUAUGAUAACAUGGACUUUUGGUACAAUCUUUUUACUAGAGCUGGGGAGAUACCUGAAUUACCAGGGAUUUGAGCAAUGACUGUUGGUUGUAAUUUUUUUUUAAUAUAAUUUUUUGGGUGAGAAAUAGAAAAUUUAUCUUCGAAAGUAUAAAAGAGCAUCAAUUUGUAAUUAACAAAAUCUUGGUGAUUGAUCAAAAUCCAUUAUAACCUUCAACAGAGGCAUGCUCCCAUAAUACUAAACAAUUAUAUAAUUCAUUAAUGAUUUGAUUUGAUUUGAAA